AGCGAUUUUAGAACAGAACCAGCAGCACUAGAUUUGAACCAACCAUUUACGCUGGGGCUUAGAACCAUAUUUUGUAUUGUAAAACUAUCGUUCAAUUCAACUAAAUAAUUCCAUAAAGUCACUCGGAACCUAAUAUAAACGGUGUAUACAAUGAACACUCGAGAAUGGACUUUAACCUACCAUUCAUGCACGUCAAUCGUACCAUACCAUGAAUGAAGCCGGGAACCCCGAUCACGUUCUCGGUAGUGAUGACCAACAAAUAAUCAAAAAUAAAAGCAGUAGCAUAGGGAGCCAAGAACAAGUGCUACAACAUUGGGAGAUACCUGCAAAGAUACAUGAUCCAGAUAAAUUGCGCGAACAUUGUACAACUGCCGAGAUAAGGCAGUGUACCGCAUCCAGCCCACCAUUCAGCAAAGUGGAGCAGGUGAAGGGGUAUUGGAUCCCAUAGAAACGAACCCGAUGUGCUUUGGCGCUUCGUUGGAUCGAUAAACACAGAGAAGUGUGAUUCAGCAUCGGAAGAGUUUUCCAAAAAAUCCGUGACAGUGUCGUCCGAAAUGGGCGGAAAAGGUAAGAAAAAGCCCGCCGGAAAGCCCGGCGGCAAAGAAUCCCCUGGUGGAAGCGCUGGGGGCGGCGGUGGAUCCAGCACUGCCGGUGGCGGCGAAGAUGACGAGGUGGACGAAGAAGAAUCGGAAGCGAAACCAAAGAAGGGUAAGGGUAAAAAGGGCAAAGGCAAAGGGAAGGGAUCGUCCAAGUUUCAGGGCGAUCUGUUCAGCGAAGCUGCGAUGGAGAACGCGUACUAUGUGUGUCAUAACAUUCAGGAUGUUCUGAAAUCGCGCGGUUUCGCGUGGCCCGAGGGACAGAAAAAGAAAAAGAAAGGCAAAAAAUAAUCAGCGGCAUUGGCGGUGAACACGUUGUCAUGGCAACGUUUUGUUUUCGAAUGCAAUAAAUGCAGCAACAAAAGUGUUUCACCGGUUUCGAAGACGGAGCGUGCGUUUACUUGUCUACGUGUAGGCGCAGGAUGACCGAAUUUUUGAAACCUGGUUUCUGAUGAGGAUGAGGCACGUGUUCCGCGUAUAAGCUCACACGACUAUGAAUGUACCCAUAAUCGGGUUGAUCUUAUUCAAUUCCGUGUAUAGAAGAAGCUCGCAGUGCGUCUGCGUACCCAAAAUGAAGUUGUUUGGCAAACAUUACAUUUUUUCAGGUUUAUUUUUAAAUACUUGAUUUUGGUAGAUUAUGAUCACUGCAAUGAAACAAUAGAUGCCACCACAAAACAAAUCAAUUAAAAAAACCCAAAGAAAUAUCAGGUAGUACUUAAACACCUAGGUGUAAUCAAAAUUCUUCUAAUCGUUAUUGAGUAGGAUCGAUUUUUUUAUACGAAUAAUGCAGAAUAGCAAGAAAUUUGUUUUUGUUUGAUUUUAUAAAUUUGUAGUAAAAUAUUAUAAAAUAUCCAAUGUAAGCAGAAAAAUGAAUGUAAUGAGAG
Messenger RNA from Armigeres subalbatus, 1480 nucleotides. Its product is annotated as small lysine-rich protein 1. Bases 555 to 887 code for a protein of 110 amino acids. The transcript has 2 exons. Lineage: Eukaryota; Metazoa; Arthropoda; Insecta; Diptera; Culicidae. The record is from RefSeq and is a predicted model, not a curated record.